Limulus polyphemus (Atlantic horseshoe crab) is the source of this 513-nucleotide messenger RNA. Its product is annotated as copper-transporting ATPase 1-like. Gene Ontology annotation, biological process: copper ion homeostasis. Gene Ontology annotation, cellular component: membrane; perinuclear region of cytoplasm; trans-Golgi network. The annotation marks the transcript as partial. The record is from RefSeq and is a predicted model, not a curated record. NCBI's taxonomy places the organism in Eukaryota, Metazoa, Arthropoda, Merostomata, Xiphosura, Limulidae. The transcript is spliced from 3 exons. Gene Ontology annotation, molecular function: nucleotide binding; copper ion binding; P-type divalent copper transporter activity.
GCUCCAAUUCAGCAAUUGGCAGACAAGAUAGCUGGUUACUUUGUACCAUCUGUGGUGGCAGUGGCUGUUUUCACGCUGUUGUCGUGGGUUAUUGUUGGGUAUAACAGUGUAGAAAUCAUCAGAAAAUUUCACAAAAAAGAUCACACACAAAUGACAGAUUCUGAAAUUAUCUUCCAGUUUGCUUUCCAGUGUGCUCUUACAGUGUUAUCUAUAGCUUGCCCAUGCUCUCUAGGCCUGGCCACACCCACGGCAGUGAUGGUGGGAACUGGAGUGGGUGCUCUAAAUGGUAUUCUUAUCAAAGGUGCUGAGCCACUAGAAGUGUUGCACAAGGUGAAAAGUGUAGUUUUUGACAAAACUGGGACAAUCACUAAUGGUGUGCCUGUGAUGACACGUAUUUGUAUAUUUGUGGAAGAAAAAGUAUGCCCUUUACCAAAAUUGCUUGCUUUGGUUGGUACAGCUGAGACAAACAGCGAACACCCUAUAGCUGUGGCAAUAACUAAAUUUGUGAAAGAU